AUCGACAUACACGUUUACUGUAAACAGUUGUCAAAACACGAAUUUACGUAAACAAAUAAAUAUACAUAUAUAUUAAUGUUAUACGCAUUCAGAUAUAUCAGCAAGUCAACCUACAGCGACGUUAAUAGCAGAUUGUUACUGAUUAUGCAGCACAGACAGAAAAAGAACAGGAAGAAGAGCCAAGUCCUGGGUGGGGGUUGGUCAGAUGCUGCUGUGCUGUACAUCGCCUAAUCGAAUGGGUUGACAACAAAAUUAAGGUGAACUCUUAAAAAUAAUGUGUGUGUAUAAGUUGCAAAAUAGCUGGGGAAACAGUUCAUCUAAGCGAUGGAAGUAAAUCGUUUGGAUUUUUACAUUGGCCUCUCUCUUGCUAUGAGCUCGAGCAUCUUCAUCGGAGGAAGUUUUAUCCUGAAAAAGAAGGGGCUACUGCGAUUGGCUGGCAAGGGUUCUAUGAGAGCAGGCCAAGGAGGCUAUGCAUAUCUGAAGGAAUGGCUUUGGUGGGCAGGAUUAAUUUCAAUGGGUGCUGGCGAGGCUGCAAACUUUGCUGCUUACGCGUUUGCCCCUGCAACUCUGGUCACACCACUGGGAGCAUUGAGUGUACUUGUGAGUGCGGUGCUGGCCUCCUACUUCCUGAAUGAGCGGUUGAAUGUGCAUGGGAAGGUGGGCUGCUUAAUGUGCAUCCUGGGCUCCACGGUGAUGGUCAUCCAUGCCCCUCUGGAGGAGGAGGUGGCCUCCCUCAGCGUCAUGGCUGAGAAGCUCAAAGACCCAGGGUUCAUCGUAUUUGCUCUGUGUGUUGUGGUGGGCAGCGGGGUCCUCGUCUUUUUUGUUGCCCCGCGUUACGGACAGAAGAACGUGCUGGUCUACAUCCUGAUCUGCUCCGUGAUUGGGUCUCUGUCUGUGUCCUGUGUCAAGGGGCUGGGCAUCGGGAUCAAGGAGCUCUUUGCUGGGACUGCUGUCCUGAAAGAGCCCUUGUUCUGGGCUCUGCUAAUAUGCCUGGUGAUAUGUGUUAGCAUCCAAAUCAGUUACCUCAACAAAGCCUUGGACAUAUUCAACACCUCUAUAGUCACGCCAAUCUACUAUGUGUUCUUCACCACCUCAGUAAUGGCCUGCUCUGCUAUCUUGUUCAAGGAGUGGUUGAGUAUGAGCACAGAUGGGGUGGUGGGGACCAUCAGUGGGUUCCUCACCAUCAUCUUGGGGAUUUUUCUCCUCCAUGCCUUCAAGGACAUUACCUUCACCUGGGAUUCUCUACCAGUUUACCUGAGAAAGCGUCCUGAGGGGUCACCCUGGAACCACCAGCCCUACAUGGCCCUCCCCAGGCAAGAGAGAAAGGCAGAGGAGGAGGAGGGGAAGUCAGCCAGAAAUGGGAGCUCCAAGGCUGGGUACUCACCAGAGAACUCCACCAGGAGGAACAAUAGCUUUGUUGCCACUUAAAGCCAACCUCUAACUAAAGUUCUGACCAUAGCCUAGUUUUAGACCUAGAUUUAUGGUAAACCAAAUAGACAGGUAGGUCACAUGAUGGUUACUCAAUCUGUAUCAAAAGGAAAUGUUUUUCUUUAAUUUACCAUGCACUCUUUCUAUAAGAACACUGUACUGUUGGAAAUGUUUGUCAAUUUCAGUUUACUUGUAUGUGCCAAAGUCUGUUCACUGGUUUUAGUAGUUAGUCUUGGACUUGUAUAUAUUUAUUUAUUUGUGAUAAACAAUCUGAAGACAGACAUUGUAGCCUAAUCAAAUUGAAUGUUUGCUCACGGUAAUUCAUACUUACUUUCUUUUACCUUUUUACUGUUAAGUGUAUAAAGCAAAAGGGUUCUGAUGUUUCUCUUCCCAUAACAUCUGCACUGAUUCUAGGUACCCAAUGAUGUCAUGGUGUGGUAAAUGUAAUCCUCCACCUUCCCCGCCUCCACACCCCAAAUGAACCUUGUGCCUUACUGUUAUUUAAAUACUUACCAUUACAUGUUUUGAUAAUUAUACAAAUGUGCCUUUGUUCCAUACAUGAAAGAUGUAUGAUCUUGAUAAUUACUAUCUGUUGUAAUUUACUUACCAUAGAAAUUAAUCAGUUUCCUAGAAGCAUGUACACUUAAAAUGUAACAUUUUUAGAAUACACAUUGAAAAACACAUUUGUAACAACCUGUUGAUUUGUAUGUUUCUUUUUAGAAUAAACAUUUGAAACUGUG
Molecule: messenger RNA, 2168 nt
Organism: Osmerus eperlanus (European smelt)
Lineage: Eukaryota; Metazoa; Chordata; Actinopteri; Osmeriformes; Osmeridae
Exons: 6
Coding region: 325-1428 (367 amino acids)
Biological process (GO): magnesium ion transport
Cellular component (GO): membrane
Molecular function (GO): magnesium ion transmembrane transporter activity
Source: RefSeq, a predicted model, not a curated record